AUGGCGGCAGCAGCAGCGGAGGCCACGACCGAUGGCGGCGGCAAGAUGAUCAUCCUGAUCAGCGCCGACGGGAAACGCUUCGAGGUGACGGAGGCGGUGGCGAGCCAAUCGCAGCUGAUAUCCAACAUGAUCGAGGACGAUUGCACGGAGAACGGGGUGCGUCUCCCCAACGUCGACGGCGACAUCCUCACCAUGGUCGUCGACUACUGCAACAUGCACGCCGGCGACGCCGCCGCCGCCGGCGACACCAUGAAAGCAUCAAGCACGGAGGAGGAGCUGAAGAAGUUCGACGCCGAGUUGGUGCAAGCCCUCGAGAAUCCGGUGCUGUUCAAGCUGAUCUUGGCGGCCAAUUUCUUGAACAUCAAGAGCUUGCUGGACAUGACGUGCCAGCGCGUGGCGGACAUGAUGUCCGGCAAGACGCCGGAGCAGAUGAGGGAGACGUUUUCGAUCGAGAACGACUUCACGCCGGAGGAGGAGGCGGCGAUUCGCCAGGAGAACGCCUGGGCCUUCGACGACUAGCUGUAGCUGCCUACAUCAUCAAAUUUAAUCUAAGCAGAAUUUAGGCAUAUAUAUAUAUGAGAUUUUCUUAGUUUUAUGAUUUAGGUGUUUUAUGCUAAGUAAUUAAUCGCUUA
This is a messenger RNA of Oryza sativa Japonica Group (Japanese rice), 632 nucleotides long. Its product is annotated as SKP1-like protein 4. Lineage: Eukaryota; Viridiplantae; Streptophyta; Magnoliopsida; Poales; Poaceae. Gene Ontology annotation, biological process: SCF-dependent proteasomal ubiquitin-dependent protein catabolic process. Gene Ontology annotation, molecular function: cullin family protein binding. The record is from RefSeq and is a predicted model, not a curated record. Gene Ontology annotation, cellular component: nucleus; cytoplasm.